This is a messenger RNA of Nicotiana tabacum (common tobacco), 2430 nucleotides long. Lineage: Eukaryota; Viridiplantae; Streptophyta; Magnoliopsida; Solanales; Solanaceae. The record is from RefSeq and is a predicted model, not a curated record.
AUUUAAAUUUAAACAUAAAAAUUGCAGCAGAGAAAAUAGUUUGAAGACGAGAAGGGUAGUAAUCUCUCUUUCUCCCUUUUAUCAUCACACGCAGCUGCAUAAACCCCAUUUCUCACCUCUUUUUCUCCUUUCAUCAUCCCUCAAUAAGAACAUAUAUACGCACCAAUAUACACACAGAGACGAAGGAAUAAACUUACUUCUCAAUUAAUUGAAAAAAAAGAAAAAAAGAGGAUGAAAAACAGCCACAGCCCCCAUCAUCAGAACCUAUCGUCCGAUGUCGAAACGGCGGUUCCUUCAUCAUCAGCCGAGCAAUCUCAGCCGUCGUCCGUUGCCCCACCUUCGAUGACUUCAUCACCUGCCACGUCAUCAUCGGAGAAACCAACGGCGCCGGCGGAGGACGUAGCUGCUACACGCGACCCUACCUCCGUCGCCUCGGCGGCGGAGUUUGUGACAGUUGAACGGCGGAGCGAAUAUGGCGCCGUUUGCAAAUGGGCGAUAGCGAAUUUUACAAGAGUAAAGGCGAGGGCGUUAUGGAGCAAGUACUUUGAAGUCGGCGGUUUCGAUUGCCGUUUGCUAGUUUACCCAAAAGGUGACUCACAGGCAUUGCCAGGUUAUAUCUCUGUAUACCUUCAAAUUAUGGACCCUCGCAAUACGACGUCGUCUAAGUGGGACUGUUUUGCCAGUUACCGUCUUGCCAUUGAGAACCCUAGGGAUUCCUCAAAGUCCAUUCAUCGUGAUUCGUGGCAUCGUUUCUCUUCCAAAAAGAAAUCUCAUGGCUGGUGUGAUUUCACUCCUUCAAAUUCCAUAUUAGACCCUAAAUUAGGGUUUUUAUUCAACAAUGAUUGCAUUCUUGUCACUGCAGAUAUACUUAUACUUAAUGAAUCUGUUAGCUUUUCGCGCGAUAACAACAAUGAAUUGCAGUCGAACUCUGUAUCGAAUGUAGUGGUUACUGGUUCCUCUGGGGAUGUUCUGAGUGGGAAAUUUACUUGGAAGGUUCAUAAUUUUAGCUUGUUUAAAGAAAUGAUAAAGACUCAGAAAAUUAUGAGCCCGAUUUUUCCAGCUGGGGAAUGUAAUUUGAGGAUUAGUGUGUAUCAGAGCGCGGUAAAUGGGGUUGAGUAUUUGUCGAUGUGUUUAGAGAGUAAGGACACUGAGAAGACAUUGAUUUCGGAUAGAAGUUGUUGGUGCUUGUUUAGAAUGUCAGUGUUAAAUCAGAAGGCGGGUUUCAAUCAUAUGCAUCGGGAUUCUUAUGGAAGGUUUGCUGCUGAUAAUAAGAGCGGGGAUAAUACGAGCUUGGGAUGGAAUGAUUAUAUGAAAAUAGUUGAUUUUAUGGGUACGGAUUCAGGGUUCUUGGUAGAUGACACUGCUGUUUUUAGCACUUCGUUCCAUGUUAUUAAAGAGCUUAGUAGCUUUUCAAAGAAUGGUGGACUGAUUGGGCUGCGUAAUGGGAGUGGUUCCAGGAAAUCUGAUGGUCACAUGGGGAAGUUUACAUGGAGGAUUGAGAACUUUACAAGAUUGAAGGAUAUUUUAAAGAAAAGGAAGAUUACGGGGCUUUGCAUAAAGAGCAGGAGGUUUCAGAUUGGAAACCGGGAUUGUCGGCUGAUUGUUUAUCCCAGAGGGCAGUCUCAGCCACCAUGCCACCUUUCAGUGUUUCUUGAAGUUACGGAUUCAAGGAAUAGUAACAGUGACUGGAGUUGUUUUGUGAGCCAUCGUUUGUCUGUUGUGAACCAAAAAAUGGAGGAGAAGUCAGUAACCAAGGAAUCUCAGAACCGGUACUCUAAAGCUGCAAAGGACUGGGGUUGGCGUGAAUUUGUGACACUCACUAGUCUCUUUGAUCAAGAUUCUGGAUUUCUCGUUCAGGAUAUGGUUGUAUUUUCCGCAGAAGUUCUUAUCUUGAAGGAGUCAUCCAUCAUUGAAGAAUUGAUAGAUGAGGACAUUGACCAACCAAAGGCUGGUUCUCAGCUGGAUAAAGCAGGGAAAAAAAGCUCUUUUACGUGGAAGGUGGAGAACUUUUUUUUCUUCAAGGAGAUAAUGGAAACACGGAAAAUAUUUAGCAAAUAUUUUCAAGCAGGUGGAUGUGAGCUUCGUAUUGGUGUAUAUGAAUCUUUUGACACUAUAUGUAUAUAUUUGGAGAGUGAUCAGUCUAUUGGCAGUGACCCGGAGAAGAAUUUUUGGGUUAAAUACAGGAUGGCUAUUCUUAACCAGAAAUGUCAGUCUAAAACUGUAUGGAAGGAAUCUUCCAUUUGCACUAAAACUUGGAAUAAUUCUGUUCUUCAAUUUAUGAAGGUAUCAGAUAUGAUGGAAUCAGAUGCUGGGUUCCUUGUACGUGAUACAGUUGUCUUUGUUUGUGAAAUUUUGGACUGCUGCCCUUGGUUUGACUUUGCUGACCUGGAGGUUAGUGAUCAAUCUUUUAUCUAAAUGGGCGUUUGUUGU